AUGCCUAAGUUUCCACAGUUUCGAUUGAUUUUAGUUUUGUUUUACUUAAUAUCAAUGAUACAAUGGUCGGUAAUCACUUUUUCGCUGGGGUUCUUUCUUAAUGUCUGCAUCUUUGCGUACUUCGUAUUCUUCAAAUCCUUGCCUGAUUUACCGAAACCUCAGCCAAGAUUUGUUGAUAUCGUACCGGAAAGUUCGAAUACUGUGGAUGUUGAUAAAGAAUUGAAGUCUGUCGAGGGUUUAAUACAAGAUGGGAACGCGCAAAUUGGGAAAGAAUUAGAGAGUAUUGUUAAUUUAAUUAUUAAAGAUUUUGUUCAGCCUUGGUUCACAAAAAUCGAUAAGAAUAGUGACGCAGAGUUCCUCAAAGUAAUAAAGUGGAGAUUAUUACAAACGCUCCUAGUGGUGAAGGACAAGUUGAUGAAGAAUGAUAGUGCCAGCUUGAUUGUUCUGAAGCUGUUGCCUAUAUUUAACAAACAUUUCAGCACUUUUUGUGAUGCCAGAGAAGCUGUGCUAAGCGAUUUGACUCUUGAAAGGCAUAAAUCAGCCAACAUCGAUCUACAAAUUGCCGUUGAGUUUAAUAAAAAUUACAAAAUACAUAAAUCAUUAUCAUUGAAGCCGAAUGCUCUUCAGAAAGAAAUUGAAAAAUCCAUAAGGAAAACUGUAAUCGGGCUCCUUCCUCACCUUUUUGAUAAUGAUGAGUUAGAUUCAUUGCUUGUUUUCACAUUAAUGACGGAAGUUCUCACUACGUGCAUUAUUUCUCCAUUAAUUUUCAAAUUUACUGAUCCAGAUAGUUGGAAUUUAAGAAUUGUAAGCCUUUCACAAAAUUAUUUCGAGGAAAAGCACAAAGUUCACAAGAUAAGAAGAAUGUUGAGUAAAGAGUUACAAGAUCAUAGAAAAGUGAUGAAUGACGUAGCGAACAAAGAUGUUGGAGAACCCUCAAGUGAAAAAUUGGAGCUUAAUGCUGAAUAUACUGGAAAACAAUUCGAGCAUUAUCUCAACCAGUUGGACUCCUUGUUGGAUUUAAGUGAUAUCAAAUAUGUUGCGUAUUCAUUGGCCCUCAAAAUAUACCAAUUGAAAGAAAAUGAACAUUUGACCAAGGAAAAUUUGAAGUAUAAGAAACGAUUACUGCUUUCCUUAAAUUUGAUUGAAUCAAAGUUAUCGUUCCCUGGCUCGGAAAUUGAUACGGCAAGCAAAAAGCUUGCAAGAGAGGCUAAUUAUCCCGAUUUAAAUAUGGAUAAUGGAAUAGUAUUGAAGGAAAUGGCUUCAUUUCUUACCUCCAUCACAUUGAAGGACAUUGUAGACGAUAGCGAGUUUCUUCCUUUUUUUGAAUCAUUUUUAGGCAGUGUUCCUGAAACACAGGGUUCAACAUUUUUAGAGUAUUCGCAAACAAUUGAAUCAUUCAAAAAUCCCUUGGAAGAUGCUACAUCUGAAGAUAUAAUUUCUGGUUAUUCAGGAAUUAGCACAAUGCAACUGCAAGAGAUUUCUUCAAAGUUUUUUCAUAACAAUAACUUGCAAAAUAUGAAAUUGCUGGAUGAAGGUUUAGUGAAAAAUAUAAUACUUUUCAGAAAUUCAUUUCAAAUCAACAACGAUGAAGACACAUUUAUCCUAGCUCGGAAAAGCGUUUUACUACUACAGACAGAGGCUAUAAAGUAUCUCGAUGAUAGAUUUUUACCUCUUUUCAAGAAAACACCUUCAUUUCUCAAAAUGCUUUCAACGUCCCACAUCAUUUCGACUGAUAUAUAUGCUCACUUUCUGAGUAGAAUCGGUGGUGUUAACAAUCCAGAACAAAACAAAAUAAUAAAAGAUAAUGUGAAGACUGAUUUUAUGAAUCCUGUCAGAAUAUUCGCAAACCCCGGCAUCACAGAUGCUUUAGAUAAUAUAGUGAAUGGAUCGGGAUCCAAGCCGCAUAAAUCAAGAAUAAGCUCAAAUCCCCGUUAUUCUCAGCUCUUUGGUUCAGAAAAUGACAACAUUUUCAAAGAUAAACUCUUCGACGAUGAAAACGAUAAUACCUCAGAAAUUUCUGUUGUCGAGGAUCAGUUGGAUCACCCACGUAAUAUGGAGAAAGUAAGUGUUUCCAGCGGGAAUUCAGGCCUAAAUCCUAGCCAAUUUUAUGGGUCAAACAACUUUAGGGAUAAUAUAGCAUCCUUGACUAUUUCAAUUGAUCAGAUUGAGAAAGAGCUUGAACUUUUAAGGCAUUUGAUUUUGAAGGCAGAUCUGACCAACAAUCAAAUGCAGUUGAAAAUUUUAAAAAAGUCACAAAGAACCCUAUUAAAGGAACUAGAAAUGAAGGAACUGUUGAAACAGCAAUAUAUGGUACAAGAAAAUGGUAAUAGUUUGUUCAGAAAAACUAAGAUAUACAUUAGGUCGUACUUCAGUGAGAAUUCUAGUAAUGGCCUAAAAGAAAUAACUUAUUAUAUCAUCAAUAUCCAUCAUUUUAACAAUGGGCAGGUAAGUUCUUGGGAUAUGGCAAGGAGAUAUAAUGAAUUUUUUGAAUUAAAUACAUAUUUGAAAAAGAAUUUUAGGGAUCUGAUGAGGCAGUUGCAAGAUUUGUUCCCGUCAAAAGUGAAAAUGUCAUUGAAAUAUCAUGUUACAAAAACAUUGCUUUAUGAGGAACGAAAGCAAAAACUUGAAAAGUACUUGCGAGAACUAUUAUCUAUUUCUGAAAUAUGCGAAGAUAACAUUUUCAGAAGAUUUUUGACAGAUCCUACCCCAUUCAAACUGAACAAGGAAUAUAUGCAUGAUGAUAUUCUGGAGGAGCCACUUCAUGAACCUAUUGGUAGUAGUAAUAGCACAAGUAAUAGCAGUUCUGUUGUUGAUUUACAAAGCUCUGAAGACGGCGGUGAAUUGAAUUUCUAUGAAGAUGAAAGACAUUUUUUCACCGAUUCUGGCUAUCCUUUUUAUUCGCAAAAUAAAUCUUUUGUUAAACAGAUAUGUGACUUAUUUAUUUCGCUCUUUGCUUUAAAUAAGGCCAACGCGGGUUGGUUAAGAGGAAGGGCUAUAAUUACCGUUUUACAACAGCUUCUUGGGAGCACUAUUGAAAAGUAUAUAAAGGUCAGCAUUCAAAAAUUGAGAUCAGAGGAUCAAGUAUUUGAAGCAAUAGUUACAUUCAAGAAUAUGCUAUGGGGUGAUAACGGUCUGUUCGAAAGAAAAAGAAAUGAAACGGCAGAGGCAACAAGAAGCGAAGGUGAAAGGUUACGGACGGAACAACUCGCUUUAACCAGUUUGCAAAGACUCUUCGCAGACACUUGUGGUCGUGUAGUUGGUCUAAGAGAUUCUCAUGAAGCUGCUGGCCGGGUCCAUGCCAUGCUACAGAAUCCGUAUUUAAAUGCCAGCUUACUGUUGGAAGCUCUUGAUGCAAUUUUAUUGGACAUAAUAUGUAAUGACUGA
Saccharomyces cerevisiae S288C is the source of this 3384-nucleotide messenger RNA. It is a transcript of the gene MDM1, whose product is annotated as Mdm1p. Bases 1 to 3384 code for a protein of 1127 amino acids. Gene Ontology annotation, molecular function: phosphatidylinositol binding. The record is from RefSeq and is marked reviewed. Gene Ontology annotation, cellular component: cytoplasm; organelle. The transcript has a single exon. NCBI's taxonomy places the organism in Eukaryota, Fungi, Ascomycota, Saccharomycetes, Saccharomycetales, Saccharomycetaceae.